GCGCGCCCGAGCUGAGAAGAGCUACGACUGGCCUCUGAUGUGGCACUGCUUCAAGGAGCCCUACAUAGGUGCAGCGCACGGCGUGGUGGGCAUUCUGGCCAUGCUGCUCCACUGCUACGAUCUGCUCAGCGCGAGCAGCCAGCAGCUCGUUGGAGCAACCUUGAACAAGCUCCUCUCCAUCCGCUAUUCGAGCGGGAACGUGCCCAUCGUGCUGGGCGAUCGGCGGGAUGAGCACGUGCACUGGUGCCAUGGAGCGUCCGGGCUACCAGCGCUUUUCCUCCUCGCCGCGGCGGUCCUUGGCGAUGCCGACGGGUCGCUAAGGAGGGCCGCAGAACAGGCCGGGGAGGUGGUGUGGAAGCGGGGGCUCAUCCUAAAGGGCCUCGGCCUCUGUCAUGGCGUCUCCGGCAAUGCCUACUCCUUCUUGAGCUUGUACCGGGCUCAGGGAGAUGCGUCGCACCUCGGCCGGGCGACGGCCUUCGCGUCGAUGAUGCAGCAGCCGGAGCUUCAGGAGGCGAUCCGGCGCCAACCGGACCAGCAACGACUGGUCCGCGGAGUGCCCGACUCGCCCUUGAGCCUCAUGGAGGGCGACGCUGGCCUCUUCUGCUUCCUGCUGGACAUGGCUGCGCCAGAAAGGUCGUCCUUCCCCGGCUGGGAGCUCUGA
Messenger RNA from Symbiodinium sp. CCMP2456, 661 nucleotides. NCBI's taxonomy places the organism in Eukaryota, Dinophyceae, Suessiales, Symbiodiniaceae. The record is from the annotation of a GenBank genome assembly.